Ooceraea biroi (clonal raider ant) is the source of this 1181-nucleotide messenger RNA. It is a transcript of the gene Vha14-1, whose product is annotated as V-type proton ATPase subunit Vha14-1. Gene Ontology annotation, molecular function: proton-transporting ATPase activity, rotational mechanism. Gene Ontology annotation, cellular component: membrane; proton-transporting V-type ATPase, V1 domain. NCBI's taxonomy places the organism in Eukaryota, Metazoa, Arthropoda, Insecta, Hymenoptera, Formicidae. Gene Ontology annotation, biological process: proton transmembrane transport. The record is from RefSeq and is a predicted model, not a curated record.
UAAAACAACACGUGAUGCUCUAUGGCGUGUGACUUGUCAGCUGAUAUGCGACAGACGACUCGUAUAAGAUCAACGACAAAUUUUGCUCCUUUUGAGAGCUUUGCUGUUAAAAUAUAAUUCGUUUGUGAGAAAAUAAGAAUGGCACUCCAUUCUGCAGGAAAAGGAAAGCUUCUGGCGGUGAUCGGCGACGAGGAUACUUGCGUAGGCUUUUUGCUCGGCGGAGUUGGAGAAAUCAAUAAACAUCGUCAGCCUAAUUUUAUGGUUGUUGACAAAAAUACAGCGGUAAGCGAGAUCGAGGACACGUUCAAGCGAUUUAUCAAACGCGACGACAUCGAUAUUAUUCUUAUUAAUCAGAAUGUGGCUGAGAUGAUUCGUCAUGUGAUCGACAGCCACACUCAGCCGAUACCGUCCGUGCUGGAAAUUCCAAGCAAGGAUCAUCCGUACGACGCCAGUAAAGAUUCCAUCCUAAGGCGUGCCAGGGGAAUGUUUAAUCCGGAAGAUAUCCAUUCGUAAAUAUGAUGUUAACAAGAUCACGUUACAUGAAAAUAAUAUAUAUUACUUGAUUGAUUAUCACAUUCCACGUUCUGUCUCUUACAUUGCUUGAUAAAACGUGAUGUAAAAUUGCCAUUCGUACACUUUCAUCGAGCGAGGAAAAAUGGCGUACAAGAGCUGGACCCUUCCGUGUUACAUCGAGUAUAUCUCUAUCUGUGUAUAUAUAUAUACAAUUACAAUAUUAAUAGAAAUAGAUAAACAGCUAGUAAUUCGUGAUUGUGAAAUUAAACACAUAAUAACUUUUAAUCCAAAGUUACAAUACAUUAUUGUUGAUCACUCUACUAUCUAAAGCUUUGUAUAAAGCUUUGUUGCACCACUCGCACCAAUCGAGAAAGCUAAAUACUGGAAAUCAUGUUAAUAUAAUAUUGAAUCGCAAUAAGAUCGAAAGGAUUAUAAUUAAUUUUAUAAAAUUCCAAAAUUGAAAUUUUAUUAUAUAUACCAGUGCUUUUUUUAUUUUGCAGAAUUUUUCUCUGUGCUAUUUUAAAUUGUUUUCCAGAAUUUAGAAAUUUUUAAAAUUAUAUUAUUAGUUAAGAAGAUUACAGACGUAAUUGAGAUAAUGACAAUAAAUUAUGUGCAAUCACGUUAUUGAGUUGAACGUCAUAUAUAGAAAUAUAAUUAUCUAAUUAUCA